This is a messenger RNA of Drosophila suzukii, 1102 nucleotides long. Lineage: Eukaryota; Metazoa; Arthropoda; Insecta; Diptera; Drosophilidae. The record is from RefSeq and is a predicted model, not a curated record.
UCAGAGUGCUCUCCGGAGAUGCUCUCGCCAUCAACAACAACAAUGGACUGCGGCAGCUGUAGAACCUUCUCUCACAUUAUUAUCAGGAGUGGAUACACCUGCGUGCAGUUAUAUUUUGAAUGCUAAUAUUGACUGCGCACCAAGUACUUGGAGCGACGAUCACCAGCAAAUUCGAAUUCGUACUACUACUUUACUGUGGGUUCUUACAAAUUAUUUUAGUAAUUAUGAUAGAAUCCCAGCGAUUCCCCUUACGGUUUCGGGUCAGACUGUGGGCUACUGGACCCAAGUAUUUUAAGUGCUUCUGAAAAUCUGGAGCGAGUAUUAGCAGGUCGUCCAAGUAUACGAAGACGUUGGAUCUAAGCUCCGCUGGUAUCACCCGAUCCAUGAGCCGCACCAAGCGUUGUGCCGCGUUUCAAAGCCCGAAUGGCAUCAUUUGAAACUGGUACAACGGCCUGCUUGGAACCGUGAACGCAGUGUACUCCUUGCUUCUGUCGUCCAGUUCAAUCUGCCAAAACGCAAACUUGAGGUCAACGCCAGAGAUAUAAUGCGUCUGAGAGAGAUUCCUUUCAAUACUGGGCAGAGGGUAUGCAUCCUUAAUGGUCAAUGCGUUUAACUUCCGGGCAUCCAGCCAGAACCUGUCUUUCUCUAGCUUCGACACUACUGUUGUGCGAUUGCUCCACGGGCUUUUGGUCUAGGCAGCUCCAAGCGCCCGAUAACGGAUCGAUCCUCGCCAGAAGCCGUCCGGACUACGGAAAAAUGCGGUUGGACGGUAACUCCCAGCGUUUCCACGAGCUCUCGACAGCCUUUGCCCAGUACACUUACGCUGGCCCCUGUGUCCAACAAGCCGGUGCGGUGCUUGCCCAAGGUCUUCACGUCGGCGAAGGAAUCGGCGGAAUCUAUGCGUUUCACGGCCGCCACCACCUCUCAUCGACUGGAUCUCCUUAUCCUGAAGCGCUCCUUUGCUUUCUGGACUCUCCGUGAGACUAGACGCAUGCCGUUCAGCUGAUGUUCCGGAAAGAUCCUGUUCCGUGCCUCCAUAUAACGGCGAAUCCUUUCAUCCUCCGAUUCCUGAGCUUCCUGCACAGCGCAAGCUUGUCUCAGC